Molecule: messenger RNA, 3738 nt
Organism: Rattus rattus (black rat)
Lineage: Eukaryota; Metazoa; Chordata; Mammalia; Rodentia; Muridae
Gene: Ankrd24
Product: ankyrin repeat domain 24
Exons: 22
Coding region: 1-3336 (1111 amino acids)
Molecular function (GO): actin binding
Source: RefSeq, a predicted model, not a curated record
AUGAAGACCCUCCGGGCACGGUUCAAGAAGACAGAGGUGAACCUGCAGAAAGAAGCUCGGCAGCUGACGGAGCGCCUGUGGAGUGGAGCCCGGGUGGGAAGUGGAGGGCGGCACCGAUUGGGAAGUGGAGGGCGGCACCGAGAGCGUCUGUGCUGGCGCAGGCUCCGGCUCAGCCCCACUGACCUCAGCUCCUGCCCACCCUGUGGCCGGUGCCCUAUCCCGAAACCCGCAGCCAGAGGCAGGCGCCAGGGCCAAGACUGGGGCAAAAGUGACCAGCGACUGCUCCAGGCUGUGGAGAACAACGAUGUGGCCAGAGUGGCCUCGUUGAUCGCCCACAAGGGGCUGGUGCCUACAAAACUGGACCCCGAGGGCAAGUCUGCGUUCCACUUAGCUGCCAUGAGAGGUGCGGCCGGCUGUCUGGAAGUGAUGCUGGCUCAAGGUGCUGAUGUCAUGAGCACGGAUGGAGCAGGUUACAAUGCCCUUCACCUGGCAGCCAAGUACGGGCACCCAGAGUGUCUGAAGCAGCUCUUGGAGGCUUCCUGCAUGGUAGACAUUGAGGACAGCAGUGGGUGGACAGCCCUUCACCAUGCAGCAGCCGGUGGUUGUCUGUCCUGCUCAAAGCUGCUCUGUUCCUUUAAGGCACAUAUGAAGCCCCGGGAUCGGUCGGGUGCCACGCCCCUCAUCAUAGCAGCUCAGAUGUGUCACACAGAUCUGUGCCGCCUCCUCCUACAGCAGGGAGCUGCCGCAAAUGACCAGGACCUGCAAGGCAGGACAGCAUUGAUGCUGGCAUGUGAGGGGGGCAGCCCCGAGACCGUUGAAGUACUGCUGCAGGGUGGAGCCCAGCUGGGCAUCACCGAUGCACUGGGUCAGGAUGCCACUCACUAUGGAGCUCUGACCGGAGACAAGCUCAUCUUGCAGCUUCUACAGGAGUCUGCACAGCGCCCUUCACCUCCCAAUGCCUCUCUAGAGGAUGACUCCGGAGAGGCCUCAUCUCAGAACUCAGCGUCCAGCCAUGAGAAACGAGGAGCCCACAAGAAGAGGAAGGCACCCCAGCCUCCAGCCGCCACACCAAUUCCUGACGAUCAGGAUGCUUAUGAGGAGAUCGUGCGCCUGAGACAGGAGAGAGGCCGGCUCCUGCAGAAGAUCAGGGGCCUGGAACAGCACAAGGAACAGAGGAGGAGGAGGGAGGCAGAGGCCAGCUCAGUGCACAGCCUGGAGAGACAGGUGCAGGAGCUGCAACAGAUGCUGGCAGAGAAGCAGGAGGAGAAGGAGAGCCUGGGCCGGGAGGUGGAGAGUCUGCAGAGUCGCCUGUCCCUGCUGGAGAGUGAGAGAGGAAACACAAGCUAUGAGGAGGAGGGUGAGAUGCCUGACUUCCCAGGAGCCGAGGCACUGCUGUCAAAGAACCCGAGUCCAUCAGGAGAGGAGAUAGUGGCUUCCCUACAGGAGCAGGUGGCUCAGCUCACCAGGCAGAACCAGGAGCUGCUGGAAAAGGUCCAGAUCCUUGAGGAGUUUGAAAAGGAUGAAGCGCAGUUGGUGGAAGAAAGUCAGCCUGAAGUUGUCCCCCUGGUCUUGUAUGAAUCCUUACGUGCAGAGCUUCAACAGCUUCAGAGGCAGCACACAGAGGCCAUGCAUAUGCUGCAGCUGCAGCAGGGGGAGCCACCCGGAACUUAUGGAGAAGAGACAGCAUACCAGGAAAUCAAGGACAAGGGAAUCACUAUCCAGAAUGGACUCGGUUUCCAAGACCUUAAUGGCACCACGUAUACAGAAGCCACAGCAAAUGGAAUGGAACCCCAAGCAGGAGGCUCCAAGGGCGUCGGGAACACUGAAGCAGGGGCUUCAGAAGCAGCGCUCAUAGAACCCGAGGCUGUAGGUUCAGAGGCCAAGGGGAAAGAUGGAGUGGCAGCCGAGGCAAUGGACACUAGUGUCACUAUGGCUGAAGCCCUAAAUGUAAAAUCUGUAGGCGACAAUGCUGAAAGAGAACCAGUGACUGCAGAAGAUACUGGAGGAAAAGAGAACCCAGGAAUGAAGGCUGAUGGGGUGGAUGUGUUACAAGCAGGGCUCACAGGAACAGUGACUAGAAACAUGGAGGCCACCGGAGUGAGGGAUACAGGAGUUCAGGCCACAGGAGUAGAGGUCACAGCAGUGAAGACCACUGGAGUGCAGGCCACAGUGGCGGAGGUUAUAGGAGUUAAGGUCACAGGAGUGCAGACCACUGCGGCAGAAGCAAUAGGAGUCAACGACACCACCGCGGAGGCCACGGAAGCGGAGGCUACGGGGGCGCAGGCCAAUUGUUCGAAGGCCACGGAGGCAGACAGCACUGGAGCUCAGGACACGGCUAUGGAGCCCACGAGAGCACAGGCCACUGUGUUAGAUACUACGGAAGCCGAGGCCAACGGCACAGAGGACCCCUGCGCUGCGAUUCUGCACCCGGGGGCAGCGGCCGCGGCGCUGCAGGCUGAACUGGAGAGCCGGAUCCGUGCUCUUGAGGAGGCGCUACGUCGGAGGGAGCAGGAGGCUGCGGCCGAGCUGGAGGCAGCUCGGGGCCGUUUUGCGCAAGCGGAGGCAGAGGCGGAGGAGGCGGCGCGGGGGCGGAGCCGCGAGCUAGAGGCGCUUCGGGAAUUGCUGGCCACGGCCACGGCUACUGGCGAGCGCGCACGCACAGAGGCCGCCGAGUUGCGCCAACAACUAGCCGCCUCGGAGGCUCGGGUCGCCGAACUCAGCUCUGCCCAGGACGCUGCUCGUGAGGAGCUGGAGCGCAUGCGCGGGGCCUCGGUUCCUGCGGACGAGCACGAGCACGCGCUGGACGCCCUGCGCGACCAAGUGGCUCGGCUGCAGGCGCAGCUGGCCGAUCUGGCGCGCAGGCACGAGAAGACUAGCGCAGAGGUCUUCCAGGUGCAGCGUGAGGCAUUGUUUAUGAAGAGCGAGAGGCACGCAGCCGAGGCCCAGCUGGCCACGGCUGAGCAGCAGCUCCGGGGGCUUCGUACAGAGGCCGAGAGGGCGCGCCAGGCCCAGAGCCGUGCCCAGGAGGCCCUGGACAAAGUCAAGGAGAAGGACAAGAAGAUCACAGAUCUGUCCAAGGAAGUCUUUACACUGAAGGAGGCUCUGAAGGUGCAGCAGUCCACUCCAGCCAGCUCCAAGGAGCAGGAGGAGGCCCUGCGUGGUCAGGUGACAGCCUUGCAACAGCAGAUACAGGAGGAGGCCCAGGAACACUGCACUGUGGUGGCUUUAUACCGCACCCAUCUCCUGUACGCCAUUCAGGGACAGAUGGACGAGGAUGUACAGUGCAUUCUCAGUCAGAUCCUGCAGAUGCAGCGGCUUCAGGCUCAGGGUCGCUGAGGACACAGCUCAGCCGUUCAGUCUCCAUCCUUCACCUCGGCGAGCUGAAGCCACAGACACCACCUUCCCCAGCAACCAGGGGAUCAACAUGACUCAUGAAUCAGUGGGAGACCAGCCUGGGUCUUUAGCAGUGGUGGCCACCUGAACACCCCACAGCUCCCUAUAGUCUGGCCCUCUGAUUCUCAUCACUCUGCAUUUGAUAUAUUAGGCGUCCUGAUAUGUUGCCUGCAUCACAACUGAGGAGUCCAAGUCCAUUUUGUGUGUGCGUGUACAGGGGGUGGGGGCAGGCAUAACCAGUGACACACUGGGUGAGGGCAGGGGACUCAGAACCCAGUUUGAUCUUCUGACUCCAUAACACAAUUAUGGCAAUAAAUAUGAGUGCAAUGCAGUGUUUAAAAGAAA